Fusarium sp. VM40 is the source of this 411-nucleotide messenger RNA. The record is from the annotation of a GenBank genome assembly. NCBI's taxonomy places the organism in Eukaryota, Fungi, Ascomycota, Sordariomycetes, Hypocreales, Nectriaceae.
AUGAAGCUCUGCCUUAGCUCUUUGAUAGUCCUCCUUGGUACUACCGUCACUAUGGUUUCGGGCAAGUGCUACGGCGAAGGCCUUAACACUGAUAUCAAUUGGGGAGGACGCGAUGGCCAGGCCGCCGCUCGUGCAGCCACAGAGUACGCUUGCCGUGACAAUAAUGGCAACUUCAAGGGGCAUUUCAAUCCAGGCGAGGAGAAGACCUACUGCGUGUCAUUUGGCUCGAGUACCAGCUUUGUCUUUAAAGUCAAGAACCUAAACACCAACCAAGGCUUUGACCUCAACGACGACGAUUGUGCCCUUCGACUGCAAAAUGAAAUCAAUGGUUGCAAUGAGGGUGGCCAAUCAACCUUUUCAGGCUGGUGGUUUUCCUCAGAUCCUGAGAAUUACGCCAACUGCGGAAAUUGA